Sitophilus oryzae (rice weevil) is the source of this 3447-nucleotide messenger RNA. RefSeq lists its product as uncharacterized. The coding region runs from base 184 to 1800 and encodes 538 amino acids. The transcript has 10 exons. Lineage: Eukaryota; Metazoa; Arthropoda; Insecta; Coleoptera; Curculionidae. The record is from RefSeq and is a predicted model, not a curated record.
CAACUAAAAAUGAGGUUACGUACCAAAUAUAAAAUUUUAAUCUUUGUUUUUAUUUAAAUAUUCUUUUUCUAUCCUUUUUAAUAACGAAUGAAAACUACAUGAACAUGUAUAUUUGCAAAAGGUCAAUUAUGUCACUUAGCAAUACCCUGUCUCGACUGUCUUAUUAUUAAAUAAACAACAAAUAUGGAAAGGGAGCCCCAUCAAAGUGGGCAUGGAGAGCCAGAACCCUCUGAAGGUAAAGAGACGUAUGAAACCCAACAACUUAGUCCUAAUACUUUAAAGGUAGCAGCCGCAGAAUGUCUUAAUAGUUGGAUUGGGUAUCUACAAAUGUUAAAUACAAUGUGUGCAGCUGGCAUGAGACUGGCACAAGCUUUAACCAACUUAUCUCAAAUGCAAAAUGUUCCUAUCGCUACACAGUGUAUGUUAAGUUGGGAAGACCUAAGUAGAGCUACGGCUAUUGCCAGUAGCUCGGUCAAAAACCAUAUUGCAGCUGCUAUGCAAGAUAUGAGUAUUGGAGACACCUUUACUGACGUGGAUGCCCAGAGGCAGCUAGAACAUAACCAGCAAAUCAUCACUGAAAACCUACUGACCUUCAUAAAUCUGCAAUAUCAAUUUUCCAUCGCCAGUUGUGAAACUUUUGGUUCAAUGGCAUUGUGUCCUUCGUGCCAGACCACACCAGGAGGGGUACAUAACUCUGAUUGUAGCAUGGCAGCUGUACAGCAAUGUUUUAGCAAGCAUGAACCAAGAUCACAAAUGUCCAGUCCAAGACUAGAAGAAGGACCAAAACAACACAGUCCUAUGGCUGAUACAAGAGGCCCAUCUCCGUAUCAGGAACCAAUAAGAGGCCCUAGUCCUAUUCAUAGUUUUUCUGAGUCUGUCAGAGGUUUUGCACCUUUAGAGACUCUUAGAGGUCCAUUUCCUGCUCCUGGACCUUUGCAUACAAUGAAACUCCCUUUUCCUGGUCGUGGUGGUCAGAGAUCACCUCUACAUUUUCCACUUUUUCCUCUUGGAGGGCCUAGAAGAUGGUCAGAAGCGGCAGCUACAGAAGUUAAGCCAGAAGGUACAAAGCUAGAGGGCACUGCUAGACGUUGGUCAAUGCCUUGGGACACUUCCUGGCCAGGAGAAACAGGACCGAACCAUUCCAAGGCAACUCCAUCAAAAUUAUCUGUACCGAGUGCUGGGUGUUCUCAAGAAAGAAGCAGAAGUACCACACCAGAAUCUGUGGCAUCUCAGGCAUCAACUUCAACAGCAGCUGGAGUACCUUCAGGUCCAGGGGUUUUACCCAGCACUGAGGGCUUAGCUGAAGCUAUUCAGCUACUGUCUUGUCGUCCAGCUAGGUCUUCUAUUCCUGGUACUUCAAUACCUGGACAUUCCUAUGUUCCUAUAUGGGGCGAGUCACAUGAGGAUAGGAUGCAUAGAAGAAUGUUCCCAUCACAGAGAGGCAACUGGCAAUCUGUGGACGUGCCUCACGUAUCAGGCAUCUCAAUGACUGAACACUACGAUAUCUUCCCGUCUGGUGCUCCACUAACUUCAAGAAAAAGCAGCUCUUCUACCGAUUCAUCUUCUUGUUUGUCCAUUCAUAGUCGGUCCACAGCUAGUGGUUCAGAAAGAGGAUCUACCAGUGAAGGCAGUGGUCCAGAUUGCGUAAGGCUGCAUACGAGUCUGUACUCGAUGUGGAGCGGUUCCGAACAUUUGCCCUUCAUCAGGUUGCCCGAGAGUCAAGAGCCGCAAGAUGACAGCGACACCGACGAUCCUCCAACGGAAAAAAGUGGGUAUUCACCUUUUCCCAAGCCCACUUGAACGGAUACUGCCAUGUAUAAUAUCCUAGAUCAUAUAUACUUGCGUGGAUAGAACUAUAAAACUCAAAUUUUAAACCAGUAGUAAAAAAAGUCAGUAAAUUUGGGACGCAUACUUCAAAGAAGCUGUAUAGCUAGGGUAUUCUUGGGUUGGGGUAUCAUUCAGGAAAGUAUAUGUGGUCUAGGCAUAUCACUCAUAUUUUUUCUCUAGAAGAUAUUAGAUGGUUAGUAAAUAUUGGACCUAAUAUUUUUAUAUAUUCAAAGUUUUUACAAAAAAAAUUUAACUUCUUUUUUUAUUAAGUAUUGAUGACAGUUCUAAUAAUUUUCAUUUGGAUGGUAUCAAAAAAUAUAUUUUAUAUUAUUUGGGUACUAUAAUAUGAGUUUAUUAUAUUAAUACCUUCUAGAGAUAAGAUUUAAUCGUCAAUUAUUAGUAUUUCAUUCUUGGGUGUCAUAAAGUGUUUACUAAAUGUCUACUAAUCAUUGCGACAUAUUUAUUCGGUGUAUGUUUGCUAUACCGGGUGUCCUCUUUUUGGUUGAAAUAAACGGGGUAUGUCAACGAUUGACUAUAGAAGAUUUAUAUUAUGCACGAAAAAUAUUUGGAUGUAAAAUACACUUUUAAAAAUGUGUAGAUAUAUACAGGGUGUUCUAAAAACCAAUGUCAAUGCGUUACAACAAUAUUUAAGUAAUUUUUGUAGUUUUACCAUGGUAUUAUUUGCAAAAACUACUAUUUUUACAGAAUUUGCCAAAUAUCCUGUAUAAAUGUGAUAUUAACUACUUAAAUGAUAUUAGAAAUUAUCUCUUGAAAUUGUAUUUAUUUUGAAUAAUGUCUUGGACGUAAUUUUUAGAUGGCAUCUGGUGUAUCAAAAUUAUAAUGCGUAUCAUAUCAUACUAUACAUAUACAGAGUAAUAUAUUUUACCUAUAUUUUUAUUCUUUACAAUUAAGUUUGCAAACAAUUGAUAUAGUUAUUCUUGCAUUUUAUUUUAAUGACUUAUUUUUUUCAGUUUUUUAAACUAUGAAAUUUUAAAAGCAAAAUUUUAAUUUAUUAGAUUUUGAUAUAUUACUCUGCACAUAAACAAUACAUAAUCAUGUAAUCAUUUGCUCUCUAAGUUACUCGCAAAUUUUCAAAAUUUAUCUUCCCAUCUUUCUUGUUAUAAUCUAUGUGAUAUCUAACAGCAUAAUAUAUUGAAAAAAAAAUGCUUGUAACGCUAAUAAUCGAUUGUCUAAGUGUAGAUCACUUUAAAAUUAACAUUACUUUAUUUUACUUAAAAUAUCCAAAUAAUUUUAUCUCAGAAAAAUACGUAAACAUAGAGGGUCCCUGACAAAUUUAAAACCCAUCUAUGUUUACUUAUUUCUCUGGGAGCUUUUAUAUUUGGUGGAGAAAUAUUGGUUAAUAUUUGAUUUUUUUUAUUGUGGAUAUUAUCUUUAUAUUUUAUAUUUAUUUGUAAUGUUAUAAUAUGUUGUUAAAUAGAAAUUAUAAUUUUUAGAAAAAAUUCUCUCUUUGUAUCGUAUAUUUUUGUUAUAUGUUUCUAGUCAUGUAAGUUUUUGAUCUCUUUGCUGGUCGAAGAGGAUUUUUUUACAUUAUAUAACGUAAAAAAUAUAUACUCAAUGUGAACAUGUAUCCAUGAAAGGUAAUAAAACAUAUACAAGUGA